UGCCUGGUCCGUGGAAUGGACGCGUCGCGCAGUCACGAGAAGCUUGGCACCGCCACCUUGCACGAGCCAGCACCAUCCUUACUCCGAUACGACUCGUGUGGGGCGAAUUCCUGGGAACCCCACGAAACCAGGACACCAUGAAGCGGGCGCGAGAGUACGACGGCCAUAGCGAGCUACCUGCAAAGGCGCGCAGGCUAUCAAAAGUUGACAGGUUUUCCAAGCUGCCGAACGAGUUGCUCAUUCGCAUCUUGACAUUUGUUCCGGUGCCGUCGCUACUUCUAUGCCAGAGGCUCUCCAAGAAAUUUCAACGUCUCGCCGUUGACUCGGAGCUGUGGAAAGCUGCCUAUUACAAGAAUUUUGUGUUGCCACGGGCGUCGCGCAUACCAGGAAUUAGAGAUACGACCGCCACUUCAGAUCAGCUGCGUUAUUCUUCGAGGUUAUCCAAAUGGCUGGAUGACGGGCAUCUUGUGAAGAAUGGGAGGAAGACAAAUUGGAAGCAACAAUACCGACUGAGGCAUAACUGGGCGCAAGGGCAAUGCGCCGUCAGCGAAAUCGUGGUUGCUGAACGACCGCCGGAACCACCCUUGCUAGUCAUGAUGUCGCAUGGGACAAUCUUCACCGCCGACUCUAUUUCAGGUCUUCGUGCAUGGAGCACUACCCACGAACGAGACCUUAUUGCAUCUGCAGCUCUGACCAGCAGCACAGGGGUCCCGCAACUUCCGACAUCGAUGGCGAUAGAGACAUCUGACAGUGAAACGGGGAAUGAAAGAGUAGUUGUGGGUUUUGACAACGGCGUGUUCAUCGUGUAUGAACUUCGGAAAGAUCAGAGAGCCUUCACGGCUCUCUUUGAGCAUGCGCCGUCGACCAAUGGGAUGCUGUCCGCCUUGGCAUAUUCGUCGCCCUAUCUACUCACCAUGACCGAGGAUCAGUUGCUCUCUAUCUAUGUUUUCUUGGACUUUCAAAAACCGAGCGUCCCAUUGGACGCGCCGAGAUUGCUGUACUCAUUAAGAUCCCACACAGUAUGGCCGCCUGUGUCCCUCUCUAUCCGCACAGCGGCGACAAGUGUGACUGCUGCCAUCGCCUAUGCCUUACCAACCUAUCUUUCUGGCUGGACCGUGGGCCUUCAAGAGAUGCGAUUGUCACUUGAUGGUAAACUAUUGGAGUCUCGACUGGCAACAGCAGCGGACCAGAAUUACCAAACACUUUCUGGACAACGUUCCAUGUCCUCACCUUCGACCCGCGCAUCGUCGCCUUUUCCAGGCAGAUCUCGUGAGCCGACAUUGGCUCACAUGCCCAGUAACUCUAAACCAACGUCAAUGUCAUACACACAUCCAUAUCUACUAGUGGCACAUCCAGACAAUACGCUCUCACUAUACCUUGUCAAGUCCAAUGCAUCUUCGCUCUCGAUAGGUCCUGGAAGUCGUCUUUGGGGACACACAUCCUCUGUGUCAGGCGCACAUGUGGGUAUGCGCGGUAAAGCUGUCUCGGUCAGUCGCUUGGGCGAUGAACUUAGGGUGUGGGACCUCGAAGGAGGAAUGGCGUCCUCUGCAAAUCGAAGGCGGUCAAGAAACGGCGAGUUGAGUGUCCGGGUUCAACCUUCAAAAGGUCUCGAGCCGAGUAGUGACAGCGCUGAAGAGAAGGCAACACAGGGAGUGGGCCUUCGAUUCGCACUUCAGCAGCGGUUUGAUGACUCGGCGGUAAGCAGAGGCUGGGUUGGGUUUGAUGAGCAGAACGUGAUAGUAUUGCGCGAGAAGGGCGAGGGCAGUCAAGCACUCGUAGUCUACGACUUCACGUGAGGACAGGACUACCUAGUUAGAACCAAACUUUUAAGUACUCUUGGCCUACGCAUUGUAUACCCCGGGAUAACACGCUGUACUCCGACUUUUGGCCU
Messenger RNA from Paraphaeosphaeria sporulosa, 1891 nucleotides. RefSeq lists its product as uncharacterized. The transcript is spliced from 2 exons. The record is from RefSeq and is a predicted model, not a curated record. Bases 138 to 1796 code for a protein of 552 amino acids. NCBI's taxonomy places the organism in Eukaryota, Fungi, Ascomycota, Dothideomycetes, Pleosporales, Didymosphaeriaceae. Gene Ontology annotation, molecular function: protein binding.